CACUCCUCCGACUUUUUGUUUCUUGAAAUAAUUGCUUUCGUAGUCUGGCGACGGUAGUGAGUACUCGAUUGGCGAUGUUCACCGUGAAGCUUGUUAGGAUCAGAGGACUGAUUACAAGCCAGGUAACAGCCUGUGAAAGAGACCGCUGUGGUGGCGAGACCUCCAAGUCGAAUUCAUUGUGAGGCCCCCUUUCUACUCGACGACAGGCUUAUCUGACUGGAUGGAUACCCUGAUGUCGUCUCAAGACAUAGACGGUGGAAUCCCAAAAAAAAAAACACCAUGUCGGCUUAUUCACCACCUCUGACUCCUCCGCUACGCAGGGUCAAGCCGCUCCCAAAACGCCAACGCACAUCGCCCUCGUCGUCUCCGCCUCUUGCACCUUUGCCGCUCGAGUACUAUAUGCCGAUUUUGACGAAUCUCCUUGAGGAAUCUCGCAUCGAAGGUGGCAAUGCCAAGAAACGCAAGGUCCCCCAUGUGGUUGGUGGCGAGGUCCAGGGACGUGUCUCAAGGAUCACUGCUGCUGGAAUGCAGUUCAAGGAGAGCGUUCGAGUUCGCCGGAAACAUCUCGAGGGUCUGGUAGAGGAAGGAGAAGCAGACGUAGUCGAACGAGCAUUGAUGCUUGGGCUGCUUGGAGACAGGGAAGGGAAACGUCGACGCCUCUCGAAGAGGGAAGUGGUCAGAGCGGGAAGAUCUGUCGUUAAACGACCUCCUCUCAAAGAUUUGGAAGGGUUUGCGUUUACCUUCAAUUACCCUUCUGAAGCUACCACGAACCUUCGAAAUACGAAAAGUGCCGUAGAUCUGCUUCGGAAAAGGUUAUCAGCACCAAAGAAGAAACCUACUGCCGCUGCAAAUGCCAUCAAACCUCUGCCACCUCCUCCAAAUGCGAAGAAGAAAACGAAAAAGCGUAGCGCCCUUGCAAAUGCUUCGAACCCCCAUCAUUUGCGGAACUACGUGCCUUCUCGCGUUCCAGGCGCUGAGCAGCCCGUUAGCAAUACCAAUAGCGAAUUCGUGGCGGUGAGGUUCCUCACUGCAGAAAUACCCCCACGGAAGAGUAAAUCGAAGAACGGCACCUCUACCCCUACUUCUCUUGCACAACAAGGUACGAACGAGUGGAUUUGCGCGUACUGUGAGUAUGAGCUCUUCUAUGGCGACGAGGAAGGGUAUCGACGAGCGAUCCGAAGACGGAAGAAGAUUCUCAGAAGGCGACGAAGAGCCCGUGAGAGAGCUGCCAAAGGGGUUGCUGGCAGACGGGUUGAGAGAGAGGAUAACGAUGGUGAUGAGCCUGUCAGUGAGGAGGAUGAUUUCAUUCAGCCCGUUGCUGUUGGCCAGCGAAAUGGCGUGAACGGCAAGGGAGAAGGAGGUGGAGAGACUGGUUAUGGAUGAUGUCGCUUUAGUACUGUAUCUAAUCAGUCUAUCUCUGGAAACCUAACUGCUGUUAAUCAGGAUCUUUGUUUCGUGAUAGCAUCAAGAAACUGAGCUGGUACUCUCCUCUAGCUCAGUCACAUGCAUUCUUUCUCUGGAGCGCUGCCUCAUAACGACAGGUUAACAUGUCGGGUUACUUAUGUAGUAUGUGCUUCAUUAUAUUCGUCGUACAUAGCUCCUUGUCAUAGAAAAGGUGACAUGUAUACAUACUCACGCUGAUCUUUGAGAAACGAGUCAAAGCGC
Molecule: messenger RNA, 1665 nt
Organism: Guyanagaster necrorhizus
Lineage: Eukaryota; Fungi; Basidiomycota; Agaricomycetes; Agaricales; Physalacriaceae
Exons: 2
Coding region: 280-1383 (367 amino acids)
Source: RefSeq, a predicted model, not a curated record